This is a messenger RNA of Atta colombica, 3013 nucleotides long. RefSeq names its product PDZ domain-containing protein 8 (gene Pdzd8). The coding region runs from base 26 to 2953 and encodes 975 amino acids. Gene Ontology annotation, molecular function: lipid binding; protein binding. The record is from RefSeq and is a predicted model, not a curated record. Gene Ontology annotation, biological process: mitochondrial calcium ion homeostasis. Gene Ontology annotation, cellular component: mitochondria-associated endoplasmic reticulum membrane contact site. Lineage: Eukaryota; Metazoa; Arthropoda; Insecta; Hymenoptera; Formicidae. The transcript is spliced from 9 exons.
ACAUCAUCUACAGCUGUGAUUUAAUAUGGACAGUUUGCAAUUGGUUCUCGUGGUCAUUUUUACAUUCGUUUGCGGUGUAAUAUGUACCUUGGCGUUGCAGUUUUAUUUGUUCAAGAGGUAUUUGGAAUCAGGACCUCAGGCUGCUCCGCCACAGAGACAGCUGCAGCAUGGCAAGACGCAAUUACCUAAAGAACUGGUGGAACAGAUGCAGGAGGAACGGGCAAACUCCAAUAAUAGUAUGGCCCGACAGGCGAUGUCUCAGGGUAAUGAGAAUUUGGCUAUAAAUCUUACGCUGCAAUUCCUCUUCAACGAGUUGCGAAAUGCCGAGCGAGUGCGUCUGUGGCUUUAUAGAAAAUUAAAUAAUGAAUUCAAGGAGCUUCUAACGCAGUCGACUACCGCCAAGUUAUUAGACAGUGUGAAAUUAAGAGACUUGAACCUUGGCACGCAAUUUCCGACGAUAAAGGGUUUGGAAGUCGCUGAUUCAAAAAUUGAUGCCGAUACAGGUUUGCUGGAGUCUCUGGACUUGGCCUUAGAUUUACAUUACUCAGGAAACUUUCAAUUGUCUAUAGAUGUUAAGAUGCUGCUCGGUAAAACAGCCUAUAUGGCGCUGCAAGUAAAGCGUAUCAGUGGUAAAGCUAGGCUGCAGUUUACUCGCGUACCGUACACGCAUUGGUCAUUGAGCUUUUAUUCUGAUCCGAUCUUGGAGCUGGAAGUACAAUCACAGUUUCAAGGUCGUCAGUUACAGCCACAGAUAAUUUCAAUCAUUACUAGUCAGAUUAGAAGAGCGGUGAAGCGGAAGCAUACUCUACCUCGUUAUAAGAUGCGUUACAAACCAUUUUUCCGAAGAUUGAACGACGAGGCUGUGGAUCUCUCAGAAGUUGCAAGUACUCAGCUCACUCCAGGAUAUUUGGAGGUCACACUAUUGGAAAUUAGCAGACUAAAUCUCGCACCUAUCCUUCUCAAUAACGGCGAAGAUGUAUCGCAGAUAGAAGUAUAUUGCACCAUGAGCAUAGAUUCCACCCCUUGGAUUUAUUUAACGCAGUAUAAUGGGAUUCCAUAUAUGGUGCUAGACUUAAUCAUCAGUAAAACGGGCUCUCAGCAGUUGGGUGUAGUGUUCAAGCAAGAAAUUGUAUCAGAGAUCGGCCAAAUGUGUGUACUAGUUGAGACUAUAGUAUCCGGCAGUCCGGCGGCGAUCGCUGAAAUGAGAAAGGGCGAUAUUUUGGUAGCAGUAGACAGCAAAAAAGUGUCGAACAUGAACCAAGUAGCGAAAUUUGUCAAGUCUGCUGUACAGCGACGUUUCAUUAUCAGGGUAGAGAGACGGUAUUCGAAGGCAGAUUCGAACGAGAGAGGACAAAAACCAGAUAACGAGAAAAUGCUUUUCGCAGAAAGGAAGACUUCGAAGAGUGAUUCAGUGGGUAAGCUAGACAGCCCGAGCGUAGAAGACGCCGGAAAGAUGAAAUUUGAAACACAAAUCAAGUUCUCUGAUCUACGAGAUUCUGACACUGAUCUCAUGGAUACCCGGUUGGAAACUAACAAGCUAUUCAAGAGAAGAAAAAGCAGCAUUCAGACAGAAGAAAUCGCCCAGACACCGGAUACUACGCCGUCUCGACGAAUCUCAACGAUCUCCACGUCGUCGGUAUCAUCCAGCAAUGUUCAAUUUUACCUUCCGGACGAUAGUAGCACAAAUAAUAUUGCUGAUCUGUAUCACAACACGAAAGAAAAACCGUAUACCUCUCUGAUUAUCUUCGAAGAGACCAAGAGCUUCCGGAUUGAUUCUGAAUUGCAAUAUUUAAAUGUAGGUGUAUGGGGCCGUGUGAAGGGCGGUGAAACACCACCGAAACUGCUAGGCUACAUAAAUGCACCUGUAAAAUUAAUCCUGUCGCAAUGUUGCACUUCCACGACUGGACAUUACUUAAAAUGUCAUGCUUUGUUGCCUCCAGAUAGUGCUUCUUUAGCAACGUCGUACGUAAGACUGCAGGGUUAUUCGGGAUUCGAUCCAACACUCUGUUACGGCGACAUCCUGCUAUCGUAUGUAUGGGAAUCUUGUCAACCAAGCGAUCUCACAGUCAACGAUAUUGGAAAGAAAGAAAACGCAGAAACUGCCAAAAUUCAACCGAUUCCAAGUGAAGAAAUCACUGACAAAAAGAUGCACGAUUUCAUCAGGACGCAUUUUCACAGAGCAACACACUGCGAUUUUUGCACGAAAAAGAUUUGGUUAAAGGAUGCAGUACAGUGUCGAGACUGCGGCAUGGUAUGUCACAAAAAGUGCGAGGCACGUUGUCAGGCGUCUGGCACCUGCGGUGCAGAAAGUCUAGCAACCUUGGCUCUGGAGGCGGACGAGAUCGUCGUCGGCGAACCAAACGUUGGGGAUAUCUCUAGCCCGGAGAUCUCUCUGACUGAAUGCGAAGAUAACGUACAGGGCGCAAGUAUGAUGGCCGUGAAGGCUAGUAUAGCUAACACUCUAUUGGGCCUGAAGAAGGCUGGAAGUACCAGUUGCUUGGCCCCACCGGCUUCCGGUAUUGGUCUGGCAUCUCGAAGUCUCCCUCCAAGUCCCUGUGCAUCCCGCAAGAAUUCAUUGGCUGGAGGUCUGGGAAUAAGUCCUGACCUCUUGGAGGGUGCUGAGCCAAGUGUUGCAGCUCCACUUAUGGCUGGCGACCUAGAUGACGGUCUUAUGUCGAGGGCCAGGGAUACCGGCAAAUUCUUAUAUAAAUACUUGGAGCCGCAGGAACGCGUCGAGAAAAUCAACACCAUGAUGGGAAAAUUGAAGAACGCGCUAGACGCUGAAACUACCUCAAGAUUAGAACUGUCCCAGAACGGAGACGCGGAUAGCAUGAAACUGAUCGCGCAGAGCGACCUGCGAGUACAGGCACUAAGCGUGCUGUUGUUGCACUACUGCGCCGGCUUACAACACGCGCAGGAGAUGGUGGACCGACCACAAAGCAAGGAAUCUUAACAGGCAUUCAAUUAAUAUGACAGCUUUAAGAAAAAAACGCAUUUUCUCCCAUUUCUCUAU